Penicillium roqueforti is the source of this 777-nucleotide messenger RNA. Its product is annotated as aminoglycoside phosphotransferase family protein. The transcript is spliced from 2 exons. The record is from RefSeq and is a predicted model, not a curated record. NCBI's taxonomy places the organism in Eukaryota, Fungi, Ascomycota, Eurotiomycetes, Eurotiales, Aspergillaceae. The coding region runs from base 1 to 777 and encodes 258 amino acids.
AUGGGUGAAACAUUCGUCGAGGCCUGCAUUGCGUGCGGCUGGACAUCCACCAAACAAAAACAGUGCCAUUACUCUAGCCACCUUAAACUUUUCUACGGUGCAUCUCAACGGGGCGUUUGGACCAUCGGUUCUGAUGUGAUUUUGAAAGACCGCCCGGAUGAGGGUCUAAAAGCAAAAGUUGAAGUCAAAAUCUUGAAUUACCUGGCAACCCAUACCGAUAUCCCAGUUCCAAAGGUUCUGCGCGAUUGGGUCGAUCACGAUGGCCGAUACUUUGUUAUGACCGAACGCAUAAGCGGCCAAACACUUGAGGAGGCAUGGCCUUCGUUAUCGAAGCCCCAAAAAGUGGCUAUUGCGGAUCAAGUUGUUGAAGUGCCCCAUGUUAUUCCCACUUUACUAUUCUUCAAUCUUGAACCGCAUGGGCCGUUUCACUCCGACCAAGAACUCUGGGAUGCUCUUAGCCUUGACCUUCACCAUCUACCGCUCAAAGUGUUGGAUAACUUAAAGAAGCGCCGACCGAAAUGCGAGCCGUAUGUCCUCACUCAUUGCGAUCUCAAUUUGGGCAACAUCAUGAUCCAGGAUGGAAAGGUCGUUAAUAUACUCGACUGGGAGUACGCUGCCUAUCUUCCUAUCUGGUAUGAAUAUGUCGCAGCCUCUUUCGGAUUUACAGUUAUGGAUGUCGAAUGGAAAAAGUUGUUGCAAGAGCGCUUAGGCGUACAUGACGAGGGACAUGAAGAUGCCAAGGCAUUAAGGCAUUUUGGAGGGAUUUGUGUAAUCUAA